This is a messenger RNA of Rhizopus microsporus ATCC 52813, 1946 nucleotides long. RefSeq lists its product as uncharacterized. The transcript has 5 exons. The record is from RefSeq and is a predicted model, not a curated record. Lineage: Eukaryota; Fungi; Mucoromycota; Mucoromycetes; Mucorales; Rhizopodaceae. Gene Ontology annotation, molecular function: ubiquitin binding. Bases 25 to 1776 code for a protein of 583 amino acids.
CUUUUUUCCUUUUUAUUUUGCAUAAUGUGCUCAGAUAACGCAAAGGACUAUCAAAUUGAGCAGCUGUUACAACUAUUUCCUGAAGGAGAUCCGGACUAUUUCCGCUCUUGCCUUGAUCAUUACCAGCAUAAUGCCGUCGAACGAGUGACAGAAAAGAUUGUAGAACUAGGCGGUUACUAUCCCAAGAUGCCCUUAUUCGACACAGACCGUGAUAAUAGACUGAAUGCCUGUCUGAAAGUCUUGGCCCUAGAGGUGUUUCCUGAUUGCGACAUUCAGUUCUUGAGAGAACGGGUCCUGAGGUACCCUUUUGCUCAUAUUGAGCAGGUCACAGAUGAACUGCUUCGUUUAGGACAUUGGCCAGAGAGACUUAAUUAUGGUCAAAUGGAAGAUGCGGACGGUAUUCGUAGUGAACGAUACAAGCAUCAAGCCUUGAAACAGCUUGUCAAAGAAUUCCCAGAGAUUUGGAAAUCAUCUGUUCAAGCUGUGCUCGCAGAGAACAAUUGGGACUAUCUCAAGAGUCGUGAUCAGCUUCAACGUAUGGGUUCUGGUGGAUUUUGGAACUCAAUCAAGAAUUUUUUGAUACACUGGAACAAAGGAGCAAGACGAGCACAGUAUGCUCGACUUGACCCUCAGUUGGAGGAGCAGCUGACAAGUUUAGAAAGACAAAGGAUGAAUGUUCAAGCGAGUCAAGAUCUGAUAUUGGCCAAGGAGAUAAAUCAAAAAGAGUAUGGUGGUCAGAACCAGUCAAUCACCUGUGAUUGUUGCUUUGGAGAUUAUACAUUCGAAGAACUCUUGUUUUGUAGUGAAGGAAAGCAUGCGUUCUGUCAUGAAUGUGUCAGUCGAUAUAUAACCGAAGGCCUCUUUGGUCAGGGCGCACUUAGAGCACGGUCAUGGAUUGAUUGUAUCGCUUCGUCCGACGCGUGUUCUGGUUGUCUUCCAGCAAGGACGCUCAAGCAAGUACUACCGUCUGAUCUAUGGAUGGCCUAUGAACAAUCUCACCUAGACAACUGUGAGCAGAACAAAGUUCAAUGCUGCUCAUGUGCUUACUUUGAAUAUGAUGACUCUGUCAAGCAGUUAGAGACAGUGCCUGUUGUGGACAUGAUACGAAGGAUAAUUGGAUGGUUUAUGGUACUUCUAAUUGUGUUUCUGUACUGCAGAGUAUUAAAUUACUACACCUUUUUUAUCAUGACCAUUCCAUUCGCCUUGGGCUAUCAGUGGAAUAUAGAGAGUGAUCUCAAUAUAGCUUACGGUCGUAUCAAGCGAGCGAGGCGUGGCCAAGUAUUUAGGUGUAGGAAUCCAAAAUGCCAAGUGUGGACGUGUUUAGAAUGUCAGCGGCCGUUUAGAGGAUUACAUCAGUGUUGGGAAAAAGAAAAUGACGGAUUAAGACUAUAUGUGGAAAGAGCCAUGGCUGAAGCCGUGAAACGAACGUGUCCUCAAUGUUCACUUUCAUUUCAAAAAGCGGAUGGAUGUAAUAAGAUUAAAUGUCGAUGUGGAUAUACCAUGUGCUAUGUUUGUAGAAAGGAUAUAGCAAGAGAAUCAUAUAAACAUUUCUGUGAUCAUUUUCGAGCGAUACCUGGUAGUCGAUGUACUAAAUGUAACAAGUGUGAUUUAUAUAAAACUGAACCUGAAGAUCAAGUGAUACGAUCAGCAGCAGAGAAGGCCAAGACAGAGUAUCUGAGGGCUCACCCAGAGCUUAUGAAUAAAGGUCUUGUGACAAGUGUCACUGGACCCAAGUCUAGGAUAGAUAAAAUAGGCAAGUAUAAAAAAAAAUAUUAAGAGACAAACAAUUAAGAGACAUAAUAGUGGAAUGGAGAGAUAGCAUAGUGAUCAGUACACUUGAAUCUAUUUUAAACUGGGUUGUGUAAAUAUCAUUGUGCAUAUACAACAACAACUCCUUUUUUUUUUUCUGUAAUAUAUAUAUUCACGCGUCGUUUAUAAUUCUAAAA